CACAUCCUGUUUCAGUGACGCUGGUCCCGGAGCGUAGAGCGCACACACACCGCUGUCUCCACUGCGGUAGUAGCGGGCCAAGUAGGCAAGCAAGCAGGCAGGCAGGCGGCAGAGGGCGACCCGCAAACCUCCACUUGUUCCGACGUGCUUCCUGGUGAGGAUGAUACCGCUGCUCCUCUCCAUCGCCCUGUGUGUGACCGCCGCUGUCCCGCACCAUGCGAAAGCAGCAGAUGGUGAGGAACCAACUUCAGCUGGGCCCUGCCACCCAAACCCGUGCCACAACAGAGGGACAUGUGAGAUCAGUGAGACCUACAGGGGUGACACCUUCAUUGGCUACGUCUGCAAGUGUCCUCCAGGCUUCAGUGGAGUUCACUGCCAACACAAUAUAAAUGAAUGUGAACGAGACCCAUGCAAGAACGGGGGCAUUUGCACUGAUCUGGUUGCAAAUUACUCCUGCGAAUGCCCUGGGGAGUACAUGGGCAGGAACUGUCAGCACAAAUGCUCUGGACCACUGGGCAUGGAAGGCGGCAUAAUCUCCAACCAGCAGAUAACAGCCUCCUCCACCCACCGGGCUCUGUUUGGCUUGCAGAAGUGGUACCCGUACUUCGCACGCCUCAACAGAAAAGGUCUGGUCAAUGCGUGGACUGCAGCUGAGAAUGACAGAUGGCCAUGGAUUCAGAUUAACCUGCAGAGGCGAAUGAGGGUCACGGGGCUUAUUACCCAGGGUGCCAAGAGAAUCGGCAGCUCGGAGUAUGUUAAGUCAUACAAGGUCGCUUACAGUGACGACGGGAAGACAUGGAGAACGUACAAAGUCAAGGGCAAAGACGGGGACAUGAUUUUCAGAGGAAACGUCGAUAACAACGCUCCGUCAGCCAACUCCUUCACCCCUCCCGUCGAAGCCCAGUAUGUGCGCAUUUAUCCCCAAGUGUGCAGAAGGCACUGUACCUUACGCAUGGAACUGCUCGGAUGCGAGCUCACAGGGUGCUCUGAGCCAUUAGGCAUGAAGUCGGGCCAUGUCCAGGACUACCAGGUCACAGGCUCUUCCAUCUUUAGGACGCUCAACAUGGACAUGUUCACCUGGGAGCCUGGGAAAGCCCGCUUGGACAAGCAGGGGAAGGUGAACGCUUGGACAGCAGGACGCAGUGACCAAUCACAGUGGCUACAGGUGGACUUGCUAGUACCUACCAAGGUCACAGGUAUCAUUACCCAAGGAGCGAAAGACUUUGGGCAUGUGCAGUUCGUCGGCUCGUACAAACUGGCGUACAGUAACGACGGAGAGCGGUGGAAAGUCUACCAGGAUGAGAAGCAGGGCAAGGACAAGGUCUUUCAGGGCAACUUUGACAACGACACGCACAGAAAGAACGUGAUAGAUCCGCCCAUCUACGCUCGCCUGAUCCGGAUCCUUCCCUGGUCGUGGUACGGCAGGAUCACCCUGCGUACAGAAAUACUGGGCUGCACAGAGGAAGAGUGAAGUCCCUAACUCCCCUUCUCCCCCCCGUCUUGCCGUCUAACGGUCACCCAGUAGUGGAAAAAUAAACUGUGCAACACCUGUAAAAAGAAAAAAAUAAUUCAUUUCCUGUAGAUUUUUUCAAGACUUGUAAAGGGUCACCAUUUUUUUUUGUACAAAACCUUAAAUUGAAUGUUUUUAUUUUCUUAUGUCAAUUAGGUUCCAAUGUGAUUUAUGUAUUUUUAUUGGUCUUGAGAACUGUAACAUAUGUGAGGGCUCUCAGCAGGGGGUGGUAUGGGUCUCACUGUGGUUUUGCCAUGGAAACUAUUGUACAGUGUCACUUUUUAAACAAAGAUGUUGCAUUAGACACACACGGUCAUAUUGUGAAAUAUUAUUCAAAUCAUAUUUUUACUUUUAAUAACUACACUUUGUCAGUCCGUGCUUUCACACUAAUGCACACGUGCGUUACUGCAUUGAUCAAAACACUAGUAAUGCUCUUGUAUUAUAUGUAAAUCAUUGCAUGGUGCGAGAAUUUAAGAAGGGGGAAAAAAAAACUGCUUAAAAUGACAAAUCGGUCAAAACCUCCAGCUCUAAAAGUAAUGGCUUCAAUCUAGGGAACAAUGUUAUGUACAUUUUUGAAUAGUUCUGACCAGUCACGACUAAAAGCUAAGUGGAAGUGAUAAAUAUGUAUGACCAUUUAUUCAUGUGCUCUUGCAGCACUGAAACCGAAGCGUCGGAUUGAUCAUCUGUGUCAUUUUUAGAUUGUGUUUACAAUUUGUAUUUAUUAUUCUGUUCGGUGUUUUUUACUUUAUGAAUUGACACGUAAGCUGAAUCCAUUCAAAAGCUCAGGAUAUACAGUACAGGUAUGCCAUUCAUAAAACCCACAAAUGUAUACUUUUGGGCUGCUUAUUUUAAUAUGCCGUAUUUGUGCGUUAUUAUCUAAAGACUGUGUUCAAAAAUUGUCUGUAAUUGAACUGUAAUUAGUGUUAUUUUUAAAAGAGCGCUACUAUCAUAGAUCAAUUAUACAUACGGUGUCCCAUAUUUGCAAUAACCAUGGUAACCAUUCAACAAACACUCAGUCUCAUUCAAAGCUAUUGUGAAUCACAGUCGGAAUGUGGUUUAUAUGGGUCAAUUUGUCGCAGUUUACCUGACACGUGAAACGUGACAAAUUGAGGGCUUGCAGUAUCCACUUUAGCCGCCAGAUGGCAGCAGAGUGUUAAAUAUCUUAAAAUAUGUUUUGUGGCUAUUUCAACUUUGACUACAUCGUCAUUUGCUAUGUAGAGUGACGCUUUCUGUCAUUUUCCGCAGACUGCAUUCCAAAAUGGGUAUUCCCCCUUUUCCUCUCACGUGAGAUCCACCCAUGAUUGGGGCCAUAUUAAUCCCUUCCCUACUGUAUGUCCCCUGCCUGUGGAAAUGUGUCAAUAGCACGUAUAGCCUUGUGGCGCAAAGUAGGUACCAGGCAGUGGAAAGGAAUUUGUUGCGGUUUACCUGACACAUGAAACGUGACGAAUUGAGAGGGUGCAGUAUGCACAUAAGCUGUCAGACGGCAGUAGAGUGUUGAAUAUCUUAAAACGUGUUUUGUGGCAAUUCCAACUUUGACCACAGCGUCAGUUGCUAUGUAGAGUGGCGCUUUCCAUCAUUUUCAGCAGACUGAAUUGCAAAAGGAUUAACCCCCCGCUUUCCUCUGGGGAAAGGCGCCAUAUGAAUUCCUUCCCUAGCGUACGUCUAGUCAACUAAAUCUACAUAGUUUAUUUGGUUACAUCAUGGUGCUAUUGUGGGGGUGUCCAAACUACGGCACGCUGGUGACCGGGGGCCUCAUAUCAUAAACAAACAGCCAGCGGUCUGAUAGCUGCCAUCUUGACACCAUCUGGUGGUUAACAAAAGUAACUGAAGUCAGUGACUGAUGAUGGUGUAUUGUUCACAGUAUUUACCUGUAUGACCCAAUCCAAACAACCUUCCAUCGUCAUGAUGCAGAAAAAAAAAAAUUCAAGCAGCGCAAAAAAUUAACAAACAUGGCCACACAUACCACAACCUGGUCAUUGAAAUGUGUGGAUAUAAUAAGCAAUGUCCAAUUAGCAUAAUACAAUCUAAUUUCAUACCCAUUUAAAUCCAUUACAAGGGAUGAUGGGAAAAAUGCAAAACACUCUCUCCACACUUACCCAUGUUUGCCAUAUUUUAGCUGCUUGAUAUUUCUGAUUGAUUAAAACACUUUUAAGGAGGUCAUCCCGAAAGUAAACAAGGUAGGAGUCAAAUUUUCACAUAUUCUUAAUAACCAAUUAUAAUAAUUAUUAAUUAUAUAUCAAUUAUAUUAUUAUUAUAAUAUGUACACACAUAUAAAUAUACUGUAUAUAUACAUUUAUAGUUACUUUUCAUGCAGUCGGCUUUUGGACAGCCCUGUGUUCAUGGCAUUCUUGAUAAUUGUCACAAUAAUAAAAUGUGGUUUCCUGCUCGGACUAUUCAUUAAAACGUACCUGCCUCUCCCUUGACUCGCAUGACUGAUGAACCUCAAAAGAUGUAACUCCCAAUUAUUCUAAAUUGUACAAAGGCAACAUAUCCAAUCCGAGCUUGAAGUAGACCCUGAAAUGGAAAAUGACAAGUGAACAAGGCAGAAUGAACUUUUCAAUUUUAUGCUUCAAGCUCAACAAAUUAUGACAUUGGUUGUUUCAUUUGGUUCGUAUUUGAAUUUUGGGAAGCGAAACCUAAACUCGGGAGGGUCGAUCCAAGCACAGCACAAAAACAAGUUCCCAACGACUUUCGACAUGGCAUUGUAUUUAGGCACUUUAGCAGCCUAGUUCUUAUUUGUCUGAUUUGUUAUACUCCUGCUGUAGUUGUACCCUUCAGUCCCUCCAGGGUUUCGCGUUUUACUCUUGUAAUAGUUGUUGCGGCCUAACAUAUCUGAAUUUUCCGCAAAAGUUGCGAUGUGAGGCUUUUUUGAGUCGUCAUUCAUUUCAUGGACUUGUUAUCAAUGAUUGGAGUUUUCCUUGGAACCUCAACUUCAAAAAGCACAGGAUCUCAACAAAAAUUGGAGAACUAAUACUGUACUGAUGUUUUACUCAUUUUAGACUUAAAAGUGGGUAGCACUAAAGAGCUCAGUGUCAAAUGACUGCAGCCUUUCAAUUAAUUAUGACUAGCAAUAGUAAUAAUUAUACAGUAAAUGACAGAAAGAAAAUUAAGAAAGAAAAACCACUCUGCUGUUCACAAGUUGCAGACAUUCUCUUUGUAUGUUUUACGCUUGUAUACAUCAAUGUAUGUUAUGAGACAUUUACACCUGCAUUUACAAAAACAUUUGUAAACUGUUAAGAGCGAUCUAUAUCGAUAUUUUUUGUUGGUUAUUAUCACACUUCAACAUCUCCAACAUGUAAAUAAUGCUGCCUCCUUGCUAGGUCAGCAUUGCUGAUGAAAUAUGAUUUGUAUUGCCUUAUACCAGUAGAAAAUAAAGAUUGAAUUAAUAUACGAAUGUAAAGUAGGACGUUUAUACAGUAGAGAAGGGAUUCAUGUGGCCCCAUUCAUGGGUGGAUCUCGCGUGAUAGGAAAGUGGAGGGUUAAUUAUUUCGCAAUGCAGUCUGCUGAAAAUGAUGGAAAGUGUCACUCUACAUAGGAACUGACGCUGUGGUUGAAGUCGGAAUUGCCGCAAAACACGUUUUAAGAUAUUCAACACUAUACUGCCGCCUGGCAAUCAAAUGUGUCACGUAAACCGUGACGAAUGAAAGAAUGAAUGAAUCCCCUUCUACUGUAUGUUAGAUUAGCCAAGAUGCUUAGCGCUGUAGACAGGAAUCGGAACCAGGUCUGAGCUACGCAAUCGUGCCAUUUGAGCAAUUAAGGAACAAACAUAUGUUUUGGUUAGACAGUUGACGCACGCGAAAUAAUUCCGAAAUAAAUUCGAUUGUCGAAAUUGAUGAUGAUGAUUGGUCAAAAUGUGCAGUUGAAGUUGCGGGCAUGAUAAAUGGCGGGGAUUGGUAAUAGCGACAUCGUAAAAUCCUGGAGGGACUGAUUGUUGUUCAUUUGUAACGCCAUCGAACGGUACAGAGUUUAGGAGGGGACAGACAAAGAGGAAAGAGAACACACUAAAAGAAGGAACAUUUGCAAAUAUUGAAAACGAGUGAUUGGCGGAUCCUGGGGAUGGAUAAAUAAUAUGAUAAAUUGUAUAUACAGUACAGGCCAAAAGUUCCUUUCAAUGCAUUUUCUUUAUUUUCAUGACUAUUUACAUUGUAGAUUGUCACUGAAGGCAUCACAACUAGGAAUGAACACAUGUGGAGUUAUGUACUUAACAAAAAAAGGUGAAAUAGCUGAAAACAUGUUUUGUAUUCUAGUUUCUUCAAAAUAGCCACCCUUUGCAAACUCUUGGCAUUCUCUCGAUGAGCUUCAAGCACACCUGUGAAGUGAAAACCAUUUCAGGUAACUACCUCUUGAAGCUCAUCCAGAGAAUGCCAAGAGUGUGCAAAGCAGUAAUCGGAGCAAAGGGUGACUAUUUUGAAGAAACUAGAAUAUAAAAAGUACCUUUUUUUGUGUUAAGUACAUAACUCCAUAUGUGUUCGUUCACCGUUUUGAUGCCUUCAGUGACAAUCUACAAUGUAAAUAGUCACGAAAAUAAAGAAAACACAUUGAAUGAGAAGGUGUGUGCUAUAUAUAUAUAUAUAUAUAUAUAUAUAUAAAAUAAAUCAUCGCCUGUUUGUGUCGGACAUGUUGGGUUGGUUCAUAUUUGAAAUUUGAAAAACAAGGGAACGUGAAAGCAUUAAAAUAAUAUAUUGGCAGCCAAAUCCAUCUUUGUCGCUUGCGAGCAGGCGGGUCGUCAUGGCGACCUCGAAGUGUAAAGCACCACAACGUCGACAGUCGCGUCCUCUCGUAUGGCAAACCUUAUGUACGCACCGUGGAUUGUCUUGUGCGUCGUUCACGUGCAUCUGGUGUGGAAGGUCGGUCCAUUCAUCGUUGUCUCUUGUCUGCGUCAGCCGGAGUGUUCUUGUAGAAAACGUACUUUUGAUCAACGCUGGGGAUGUUCACGCCAGCUAAGGGACGUCAGACCUUGUGUACAGUUAUAAAAGAAGAAGAAGAAGAAGAAAAUAUGCUUCAACUUAAAAACUUUCAGUUUGACAAAUAAAAACUU
This is a messenger RNA of Entelurus aequoreus (snake pipefish), 6548 nucleotides long. RefSeq names its product EGF-like repeats and discoidin I-like domains 3a (gene edil3a). Gene Ontology annotation, molecular function: calcium ion binding. The transcript has 11 exons. NCBI's taxonomy places the organism in Eukaryota, Metazoa, Chordata, Actinopteri, Syngnathiformes, Syngnathidae. The coding region runs from base 161 to 1471 and encodes 436 amino acids. The record is from RefSeq and is a predicted model, not a curated record.